Messenger RNA from Torulaspora globosa, 1719 nucleotides. It is a transcript of the gene ETP1, whose product is annotated as Etp1p. The coding region runs from base 1 to 1719 and encodes 572 amino acids. The transcript has a single exon. Gene Ontology annotation, biological process: Ras protein signal transduction; protein ubiquitination. The record is from RefSeq and is a predicted model, not a curated record. Gene Ontology annotation, molecular function: zinc ion binding; ubiquitin protein ligase activity. NCBI's taxonomy places the organism in Eukaryota, Fungi, Ascomycota, Saccharomycetes, Saccharomycetales, Saccharomycetaceae. Gene Ontology annotation, cellular component: cytoplasm.
AUGGAAUCCACAUACCGGAUUGCCUUGCAAUUCCCAGAGGAGGAGCAGGCCAUUUGGGCGUACAGGUCAUUUACGAACGCAUCUCAACCACCACAUCCUCACAACACUGUGCCCGCAGAGAAGAGCUGUAAGAUAAGGGACUGGCGAGUUGGCGAUUUAUCGAUAAGCAGCAUCAAAGAAAUGGAUUUGGCAGCGGAUGCGGAGGACAAGGAUUUGCUCCUUUCGCAGUAUCUUGGGCAUGGUAUAAUAAGACUGUUUCGGUUAAACGAAAAGGACUCAGCGGCAACUACGGAGCAUGAUCUUUUGACUAUUCCAGGUGAUGACACGAUGGUGUCUAUUUUAUUUGUUCCUACCUAUUUCACGGUUCGCGAUUUACUGCAUUAUUACAUUGGCGAUGAGAUAGUCAAUAAUCAAGUGUCGAAUUUCCGCAUAUUAAGGAACAAGAAGUGCGAAUUGGGAUUCAAUUUCAUGGUUUUGAUGAAGUUCAAGGACCCGCUCAUGGCCAAGGGUUUCAAAGAUGAAUUUAACGGGAAAAGAUUCAGCAAGAUGGACCCUGAGACUUGCCAUGUAGUCUCGAUUAAAGAGGUUGUCUUCGAAAGGAGCGUAUUUGAUAAGAAAGAGGGAACAGAAAUACCAUAUCUUCUCAGCGAUCCCUUCACUACUCAGAGAUAUGAUAACCUGAAAAUACCCGCCCAGGUGGAACUGCCCACCUGCCCGGUCUGUCUCGAGAGAAUGGACUCGGAAACCACAGGGCUUAUCACCAUACCAUGCCAGCACACGUUUCACUGUCAGUGCCUUGAAAAAUGGAAAAAUUCUAGGUGCCCGGUGUGCAGGUACUCCAGUAUAAGGCUCAGCAGAAACUCCGCUGUGCGACAAAAUGGUGAAAACAGUGGCUGCAGCACUUGUGGCUGUCAUGAUAACUUAUGGAUAUGUCUGAUUUGUGGAAACAUAGGCUGCGGCCGUUACAAUUCAAAGCACGCUAUACAACAUUAUGACGACACAUCGCACUGCUUCGCUAUGGACAUGCAGACACAAAGGGUCUGGGAUUAUGCUGGAGAUAACUAUGUGCAUAGGCUUGUUCAGAAUGAAGUUGAUGGUAAACUCGUGGAGGUGGAGGUCGAGGCUGAACGACCCAUUCCAAGCAGCCAGCCGCAGUCAAGCGGUCAUAGUGGUUCUAAAACGAUGGAAAAAGAUAGUUCAGCCGCAAGUUUUAUGCGAAAUAAAGAAUAUCAUCUUGAAUACGUGCAGGUGCUCGUGUCCCAAUUGGAAUCCCAGCGAGAAUUCUUCGAGAUGAAGCUGCAACAGGCACAAUCCGCAAACACAGAGGGAUCUGAAGUCGAUCUCCUCCGAAAAGAAAUCGAAGAGUUGAAGGUUUCUUUUAAGGAGUGUCAACAAACCUUUAAGCAGCAAAACGCAGCUAACGCAAGACAGAGGGAUGAGGACAAACUUGUCAUACAAGGCUUGCAAGAAAAUUUGGAUCACAUCAGCCGAGAAAGGGAUAAAAUUGCAAUCGAGAAAGAACAAUUAGCAAAAGAGAAGCAGGAACUGGAAGAGCAAGUUCAUGACCUUAUGUUCUAUCUAGAAUCGCAGGAAAAGUUUAAAGACGCUGACGCCAGCGUCAGGGAGGGCACGAUCAUUAUCCAAGAUCCGAAACAAUCUUCGACAGAUAAUAAUUCAAAACCCAAAAAAAAGUCGAAAAGCAAGCGCAAGCCUAGAUGA